AUGGCGGGGUCCGGGCCGUGCGGGUGCCCCCCGGGCGGGCGGUCGGCGGCGCAGUACGAGGCGGAGAUCGGGCGGCUGAGCCGGGAGCUGGCCGAGACCACGCAGGAGAAGCUGCAGGCGGCCGAGUACGGGCUGGCCGUCCUGGAGGAGAAGCUCACGCUCCAGCACCACUACGACCAGCUCGACGCCCAGCACGACCGGCUCAAGCGGGAGCUCGACCAGCUCAAGGAGGCGUUUGGGCAGUCGUUUUCCAUUCACCGCAAAGUGGCCGAGGAUGGCGAGACCCGCGAGGAGGCUCUCCUGCAGGAGUCGGCGUCCAAAGAGGCCUACUAUCUGGCCAAGAUUCUGGAGAUGCAGAACGAGCUGAAGCAGAGCCGGGCUGUCGUCACCAACGUGCAGGCGGAAAAUGAGCGCCUCACGGCUGUCGUGCAGGAUUUGAAAGAGAACAAUGAAAUGGUGGAGCUGCAGAGAGUAAGGAUGAAGGAUGAAAUCCGAGAAUACAAGUUUCGAGAGGCCCGGCUCCUUCAAGACUAUACUGAACUGGAAGAGGAAAAUAUCACUUUGCAGAAGUUAGUGUCCACUCUGAAACAGAAUCAGGUGGAAUACGAAGGUUUAAAGCACGAGAUCAAACGAUUUGAGGAGGAUACGGUGCUCCUGAACAGCCAGCUGGAGGACGCCAUCCGGUUGAAGGAGAUCGCGGAGCACCAGCUGGAGGAAGCCCUGGAGACUUUAAAGAAUGAGCGCGAGCAGAAGAACAGCCUGAGGAAGGAGCUUGCCCAGUACAUCAACCUCAACGACAGCAUGUACAAUAACCACGUGAACCUCGCGGUGGACGGACUCAAGUUUACCGAGGACGGGAGCGAACCCAACAAUGACGACAAGAUCAACGGGCACCUCCACGUGCCCCUGGGGAAGCUGAGCGGAGAUUAUCGGACUCCCUCCGGGAGGAAAGGAGACGCGCUGAACCCCGUCUCGGACCUCUUCAGCGAGCUGAACAUCUCGGAAAUGCAGAAACUGAAGCAGCAGCUGAUGCAGGUGGAGAGGGAAAAGGCCAUUCUCCUGGCCAAUCUGCAGGAGUCCCAGACCCAGCUGGAGCACACCAAGGGGGCCCUGACGGAGCAGCACGAGCGAGUCCACCGGCUCACGGAGCACGUCAACGCCAUGAAGGGCCUGCAGGGCAACAAGGAGCUCAGGGCCCAGCCGGACGGCGAGAAGGGCCGGGACGCCGGCGAGGAAGCCCACGACUACGACGUCGACAUCAACGGCCUGGAGAUCCUGGAGUGCAAAUACCAGGUGGCCGUGACCGAGGUGAUCGACCUGAAGGCCGAGAUCAAGGCCCUGAAGGAGAAGUACAACAAGUACGUGGAAAACUACACCGAGGAGAAGGCCAAGUACGAGAGUAGGAUCCGCGGGUACGACGAGCAGGUGGUCAGCCUGGAGAAGACCGCCAGGGAGAGCGGCGAGAAGAUGACCCACCUGGAGAAGGAGUUGCAGAGGAUGACGAGCCUCGCCAACGAAAACCACAACACCCUGAACGCGGCCCAGGACGAGCUGGUGACGUUCAGCGAGGAACUGGCCCAGCUCUACCACCACGUGUGUCUGUGCAAUAACGAGACGCCCAACAGGGUCAUGCUGGACUACUACCGGCAGAGCCGGGUCACCCGCAGCGGGAGCCUCAAGGGGCCCGAUGACCCCAGGGGGCUUCUGUCCCCACGGCUCGCCCGGAGGGGCCCGGCAGCCGACCAGGGGGCGAGGGAGAAGGGCGAGCCCAGUGCAGAACAGAGUCCCGCCAAGGCGCCCACAGUCUCCCCCGUCAUCACCGCCCCGCCCUCCUCGCCCGUCUCCGACCCCAGCGACAUCCGCAAGGAGCCGAUGAACAUCUACAACCUGAACGCCAUCAUCCGCGACCAGAUCAAGCAUCUGCAGAAAGCGGUGGACCGGUCCCUGCAGCUGUCGCGGCAGCGGGCCGCCGCGCGCGAGUUGUUGCCCAUCAUCGAUAAAGACAAGGAGGUGCUGAUGGAAGAGAUAAUGAAGCUGAAGUCCCUGCUGAGCACCAAGCGGGAGCAGAUAGCCACCCUCAGGGCGGUGCUCAAAGCCAACAAGCAGACGGCUGAGGUGGCGCUAGCCAACCUGAAGAACAAAUAUGAAAACGAAAAGGCGAUGGUGACGGAGACCAUGACCAAACUUCGAAACGAAUUAAAGGCUCUGAAAGAAGAUGCAGCCACUUUCUCAUCCUUGAGAGCAAUGUUUGCCACCAGGUGUGACGAGUACGUCACCCAGCUGGAUGAGAUGCAGAGGCAGUUAGCAGCUGCAGAGGAUGAGAAGAAGACCCUGAACUCUCUGUUACGGAUGGCUAUCCAGCAAAAACUCGCCCUGACCCAACGCCUGGAGGACUUAGAGUUUGACCACGAGCAGUCGCGACGCAGCAGCAAGGGCAAGCUGGGGAAGAGCAAGAUCGGCAACCCUAAAGUAAGUCGGGAGGCAUCAAUCAGCGGGCCCACCAUUGACACUUUCCUCCUGCAUAGUCAGGGCUCACGGCCACCAAACAUUCUGGUCAGCGGUGGCACCCAGAGGAAAAGACAAUUUUCACCUUCCCUUUGUGAUCAGAGCCGCCUCAGGACUUCAGGGGCCUCCUACCUCCAGAGUUUAUUAAACGUUCCCCCUGAUCCCACCUCCACAGAAGCAUUUCUUCUGAGGGGCCGCCCUUCCAUGACUGAAUUCAUCCCAGGGCACCGUCUCAGCAAGGAAAAAAGGUUAACUGUGGCACCACCAGAUUGUCAGCAGCCUGCUGCCUCCGUACCGCCACCCUGCUCACAACUAACCGGGAUGCCAGACUGCCAGACUGCCAGUUCUAAUGUCGAUCUGCCAGAAGAGCAGCCCCAUUCCAACUCUCAGUGUGCCCCUCUCAACUGUCUCUCCAAGCCUCCUUACCCCUAGUCAGCGUCGGCUGCCGAAAAUUGGGAAUGGAGCCUUUCUAGGAUGAUAUUCCAAGGGUCCGGGCAGGACUUGAUUUCUACCGGGGGGUGGGGGGCUGCAAGAGCAGGCCUGGAUUCAUCGCCACGGGCUCAGAAGAGGAGGGACGGUUGAGAAGAAAGCACAAAACACGGAACCCAACCUGGUCAGACAUUUCCCAAUUCCUCCGAUCACAGCCAGACUCUGAUACCACGAGGACAGUUCAGGGGGACGAAAAGGAAGAGAGGGCGGGAGAGAAUAUCCCAGCUUCCCGGUCACACCUCGGAAGGGUGAAGAGAGACGUCACGGCCUAUCUGAAACGUCUGUUACAAAACCGUACCGCCCAUCUUCUGAAUUCAGCCGCGGGAAGUGAUUCCGAUUUUCCUUUUCCGUCGCCGUUGAGAGUGUUCUGUUAUUAUUUUGGACCUUAUUUGCACUGUGACGUGUUUAGGAAAUGCGGUUCGUUUGUGUCAAGGGUUGUAUUUCGUUCAUUUCUGAAUAAGAUGAACCUGUUCUAAGUUAAGCGUGAUUUUUGAGUUAGGAUCUUAUUGGCCCUGUGGCUUGGGUUCAUGAAAUGCAGUUUGUUUGUGACAAGAGUUGUAUUUCCUUCGUUUAUUUUUGAACAAGUUGCACCUGUUCUAAGUUAAGAAUGAUUUUUAAGUUAGGAUCAAGCUCAGUAAAUUUGGCCAAGAUGCGGCCAGUUUUAUUGAGGUGUAGAAAAAUGGGGUGAUUUGGAUGUUAACAAUGACUUUUUAUUUUGCUGCUGCACUGAUAUUAUUUAUGCACUUAUGUUCUAGUUAACAGUUCACUAGCUGCUGGAUUUUGUUGCCGUUCUUCACUGGAGGUUAAUUAUUAAAUACAAAA
Tachyglossus aculeatus (Australian echidna) is the source of this 3816-nucleotide messenger RNA. It is a transcript of the gene BICD1, whose product is annotated as BICD cargo adaptor 1. The transcript has 10 exons. Gene Ontology annotation, cellular component: Golgi apparatus; cytosol. The record is from RefSeq and is a predicted model, not a curated record. Gene Ontology annotation, molecular function: dynactin binding; dynein intermediate chain binding; dynein complex binding. Gene Ontology annotation, biological process: protein localization to organelle; microtubule anchoring at microtubule organizing center; positive regulation of receptor-mediated endocytosis. Lineage: Eukaryota; Metazoa; Chordata; Mammalia; Monotremata; Tachyglossidae. Bases 1 to 2937 code for a protein of 978 amino acids.